AUGAUGUGUUACGAACAGCUGUCAUAUAGAAAAAAAAACCAAAUUAACAACGAUCUAUCAUUGACAAUGGAACAGCAUCAAUUAUUGUGGUGUAAUUAUUCUUCAUCAAAAAAUGCUGAUUUUAUCGAUCCGGCACCACCAAUACCACCUGGUUAUUUACAAAUAACAGCUUUAUUUAUUUAUACUCUUUUAAGUAUUCUUACUAUUACUAGUAAUAUAUUUGUCUGUCUUGUUGUAUUUUGUUAUCAACGAAUGGUGACAGUAACAAAUUUAUUUAUUGUUAAUUUAGCUAUUUCGGAUCUUUUAGUCGGAAUAUUUUGUAUACCUAUUGUACUUAUUUCGGAUUAUCUUCUUUCAAAUUGGCCAUUUGGAGCAUUUAUGUGUAAAUUUUUUAGUUUUGCUCAAUCUGUAUGUGUUACUUGUACUAUAUAUACGCUCAUCGCUAUGUCCAUUGAUCGUUAUUUAGCUGUUGUACAUCCUAUGAAUCCAUUAAAAAUUACCCAAGGACAAUGUAAAAAAAUGUUAGCAUUUAUAUGGUUAUUUGCCAUAUCAUUUUCAAUACCCGUUUAUAUUGAAAUGAAUACGAGAGUUGUUUGUUUUAAACGAGAAGAUGGUACUCAUUUUCAAAUGACAUGUGAAGCAAGUGAUCUAUCAAAAUCAAUACAAACAGCCUAUAAUAUAGCAUCAAUUGUUAUGAUCUAUUUUAUUCCAUUAGUUGUAUUAUCAAUUGUUUAUAUUCAUUUGGGACAGACAUUGAACAAAAGUCGAGCACCUGGUGAAGCACAUUCAGAACGAGAUGCUAAAAUGGAAAAAUCAAAAAGAAAAGUAAUAAAAAUGUGUUGUAUUGUUGUUAUAAUGUUUGGUAUUUGUUGGUUACCAAUGCAGAUAUAUAUUAAUAUUUUACGACAAUUUUUAGAAGUAAUCGGUUAUAAAUAUAUUCCACAUCUUUAUUUUGCAUUUCAUAUUAUGGCAAUGUCUAAUUCUUGUAUUAAUCCAUUUAUUUAUGGUGUAAUGAGUUCAAAAUUUAGAAAUGGAUAUUUAUAUUUUUUAAAAUGUCAACAACGUUCAAUGAGAAAAAAUACACUUAGUUCAGCAAGAACUAGUAAGGAUCUAAGAUCAUUUAGAUUAAUAUCAAAUAGAACGUCAGCAUUUGGUUAA
This is a messenger RNA of Didymodactylos carnosus, 1158 nucleotides long. The record is from the annotation of a GenBank genome assembly. Lineage: Eukaryota; Metazoa; Rotifera; Eurotatoria; Philodinida; Philodinidae.